ACAGCACUCUGCGCCAGACACUGACAGUAAAAGUUGUCAAAAGUUUAUUGGUUAUAAAAUAUAUAUCUUUCUUGAGUUUUUCAAACUUUCUUGUUGGAAAUAUAUUUUAAACGAAUUUUUACAUUAUAUAUCAGAACUUUCCAGAUAUGUCAUAUAUAACAGGACCAGAAGUAGUCCAAUACGCCUGUUCAUGUGGUCUUUUGAAGCCAAUAUCUUUUCUAUAUUUCUGUAGAUAUUGUACGCAACUUCGAUGUAGUUUUUGCGUUUGUCAUGAGGUCGAUUCAAAUUUCUGUGGGAAAUGUUCAGAGAACAUUCCAUCUUCAGAGGCCCGAGUGAAGAAAAACAGAUGUGGGAAUUGUUAUGUCUGUCCUAGUUGCGAACAGGAGUUGUCUACUAGAAUUGCUUCUUCUAAAGCACCUACCGAUCCAGAAGAUGCAAAAGCUACUCCCAAGAAAAUGUACUAUUUGUCUUGUCAGUUUUGUAGAUGGAGCUCAAGGGAUGUUGGUAUACCAGACCAAUCCACAGUUACUGGAGGCUGGCCUGAAAGAGAGAAUGUCCAUUCAUAUCGUUUACAAGAACUGCUUGACAUGUAUAAGGCCAUUGUACUAGCGCAAAAGCAACAACAAGAAAAGGACAAGAAAAAGCAAAGAGGAAAAUAUUUGAGUUAUACUGACAGAACUGGUGUAACGGCAGCAGCUCUGAGAAAGCGUAUUGGCCUUCCAGCUGAUUUAACUCACCCCCUUCUGAAGAGUAAACCUAAAGAACCUGAACCAGCUAAGGCUAAAACAGAAGUGGAAAAACUGCCAAAAAGCAUUUUCACAGAACCAGUUAAUUUGAUGGAAAUAACUACUAUAGAGCAACGACUAUUGCAACCAGAAGCACAACCGACAACAGUGGACAAACUCUUUCCAGUGCACAAGCAGCUAUCGAUCAAAAGAACUGUGCGCUGCAAGACUUGUGAGCACAAUGUCAGUAAGCCUGAGUACAAUCCUAGUUCAGUGAAAUUCAAGAUCCAGCUUUUUGCUUAUUAUCACAUUCCUGAAGUGCGUAUCGUGACUGUGGAGCCUCUGAGAGCUGGAAAAUCAUGUGAAUUAAUUUUAAAAUUCACCAAUCCUUCUCAACACCAAACCACAAUAACUUUUUUACAAUUGAAUCUCGAAGAACAGGAAAUAGAAGAAACGAAAAUUGAGGAAAAACAACAAAUGUCUUUGCCUUCUUUAUUGAGUCAACCUAGCAGUUUAAUCAGCAUUUCAUCCCGGUCACCUUCGAUUUCUGUAAAACCCCGAAUGAUAAAAGAGGAACUGAAUUGUGAAGUUGAGAUCCCUUCCAGCACUUUCAUUCUUCCGCCAAGAAACGAUGCUGCCGAAUAUGAUGAUUCUGGCGAUACCCAUAACAUACAGGAUGAUACUAAGUUAGUUAAAUGGAGAAAAUCCAACAAAGCAUUCAUAAAAUUGAAUGUAACCCCCAAGAAUGAUUUGGAUGUGAAUUCAGACGUUGUGUGCGGGUUUAUAAUGCAGCAUGUUUACACAAACGCCAUAACUGGGCAGCUGGAUAAGAAAGAACCUCAGAAGUACAAUCACAAGGUGAAGGUGUUUCUCCGCUUAGGUCAAUUGGUGGGGUCUGAGUAGAGAAAUUCGUUUUGCUUUGAGGGAUGCUAUAAUCAUAUUUGUCGCAAUUAACUUGUAUUAUUUUAGAAAUUAUUGGAAAAAUGACAUUACAGAUAUUUAUUGUAGGUAGCUGAACAAAAUAUUGGAUAUGAAUUUAUUUUCAGUUAUAAGUCAAUUGCAGUUAGUUCAUUAGCAAACUAAUUUCGGUAUUUUUAAAGAGAAAGUUUAUAUAAAGAUGCUUUUAGCUU
Messenger RNA from Leptinotarsa decemlineata (Colorado potato beetle), 1855 nucleotides. It is a transcript of the gene DCTN4-p62, whose product is annotated as dynactin subunit 4. The record is from RefSeq and is a predicted model, not a curated record. NCBI's taxonomy places the organism in Eukaryota, Metazoa, Arthropoda, Insecta, Coleoptera, Chrysomelidae. Gene Ontology annotation, cellular component: dynactin complex.